AUGGUCGCGUUCAUCAAGCUCUUCGUGUCGUCUUUGCUGCUGGCCUCGUCGGCGUAUGCUGGUCCCGUUCGUUCCGUGGAGAGCGCGUUAGUGUUUCCCCCGGUCAUCAACAAGGGAUUGUUAUGCAAAAUUCCAAUCCUCAGGGCCAUCCUCUGUCCUCGGGAUAGCACCCAGACAGUCUCCGUCUCGACCCCGCUCGGCUCUGCCACGGGCGUCAUGGACACCACCACUGCAGCUCGCUAUUCAGUCAAGUAUGGAUCGGCGAGCAGGUGGAAAUCCUCUUCGGUGGUAACUACAUGGGCGCUUCCAAAUGGGAACACCGACCCCUCUUCAACGCCGCUCGGAUGCCCUCAGUCAGACGCUGAUGCAUCCAGCUACUCGGAGGAUUGCCUGUCGAUGAUUCUCUAUGUACCGACCUCUGCGUUGACCACUAAGAAUCUACCGGUUAUGAUGUGGAUCCACGGUGGAUCAUUCGUCGCUGGUUCAGCUACCAAUCAGGGCCUGGACGGAUCUCAACUCGCGGCUGCGACGAACUCGAUCGUUGCUGUUGUCCAAUACCGUCUUGGCGCUCUUGGUUUCAUGGCUCCGUCGGGGGCCACGAACCUCGCUGUCGGCGAUGUCAUCACGUCCCUCAAAUUCUUGCAGAAGAUUGUACCCAGCUUCGGCGGCAGCGCUUCGAAAAUCACCCUCGCUGGCCAGAGUUCUGGCGCGAAUAUGAUUCGAGCUUUGCUUGCUGUACCCUCUGCAUCGUCGUUAUUCACGCAAGCCAUCAUCCAGUCCGAUCCUAUGGACUAUGGCUUCCUGUCGACGACUACUCAGUCUGAGAUGCAGAGCUACUUCAACGGUCUGCUUCCUUGUGCUGCUUCCAACACAACGUGCCUCAACGCGCUAAGCUUGGACACGAUUUUGGAUGCUCAAGGAAACUUGAUGGACGAUGCCUCGAGCAUUGGGGAUGGAUCUGCAGGCAUAGCAGAACCUAUCCGUCCGGUCCGCGAUGGCUCCCUUAUUACGUCCCCCUUGGACUCCACGGCUGCCUUCCCCUCUCAGUCGAAGAACAUACUCAUAUCGACCGUUCUGAACGAGGCUGCGUUCACCAUCUACGGCAACUUCCAGGACCCUGUCCCUGAAGACGAAUUUGACCUGGUCCUCUCUGGCACUUUCGACGAGACCCAGACGAAUGAUAUCAUCGAUUCUCAAAAAUACGCCGUCCCUGCAGGUGUCGCACAGAGCACCGUCGAUGCCCGCACGCAACUAGAAACCCUCGGCACGGAUUAUAUCUGGAAAUGUUCCAGCUGGACGUUCGCUCGCAACUGGGUGUCUGCCGGUGGCAAGGCGUUUGUUGGUCUGUACAACGUCGGCGCGUCGUAUCCAGGCAACUCCGACGUGAGUUUCUGCACGGAACCCGGAGUCGUCUGCCACCAGGACGACAUCGAGAUAGUGUUCGGAACCGUGCCUUCGCCCACGUCUGCUCAGUCCGCAUUGAUAAAGGAAAUGCAAGCUCGCUACAAGGCAUUCCUCAACAACGGCAACCCUAACGUCUCUGGCUACGAGACGUGGACGGCCGCUGGCACCAGCGACGUCCACGCCAAGAAUCUCGGCGCCACUGGUGAAGCUGAGGUCGGCAACUGCGAUCCUAGCUACUGGGGCGAGGCCGUCCAAUAUGACUACCAAGUCUUCGGCAUUUAG
Punctularia strigosozonata HHB-11173 SS5 is the source of this 1686-nucleotide messenger RNA. RefSeq names its product alpha/beta-hydrolase. The transcript has 5 exons. The record is from RefSeq and is a predicted model, not a curated record. The coding region runs from base 1 to 1686 and encodes 561 amino acids. Lineage: Eukaryota; Fungi; Basidiomycota; Agaricomycetes; Corticiales; Punctulariaceae.